AACUUGUCUUUUAAAUUAAGUGUAUGUUAGGGAACACGGUUCCCAUGAGUAUAAUAAUGACUACAGAAGAGCCAGUAGAUCAACCAGACUUAAUUUGUGUGGAAGAGAGUCUCAUGAGCUUGGAAAAGCUGGAUAGAGCAUCACCUGAUCUAUGGCCUGAGCAAAUUCCAGGUGUUAAUGAGUUUGUUGCUCAAAAUUCACCGCAAACUGAACCAUCAUCCUGGGCUGCUGGUCUCACACCAGAUGACAUAAAUCAGCUACACCAAUUGGGAAACUUGUCAAUGACCGGUUUAAUAUCCGAAGUAAAAAAAUUACAUGACAUGGCUUAUCAGUUGGGAUUGGAAGAGGCAAAAGAAAUGACUCGUGGAAAAUACUUAAACAUCUUCAAACACAAAUAG
Molecule: messenger RNA, 398 nt
Organism: Dufourea novaeangliae
Lineage: Eukaryota; Metazoa; Arthropoda; Insecta; Hymenoptera; Halictidae
Gene: lin-52
Product: protein lin-52 homolog
Exons: 4
Coding region: 24-398 (124 amino acids)
Biological process (GO): regulation of DNA-templated transcription
Cellular component (GO): DRM complex
Source: RefSeq, a predicted model, not a curated record